Molecule: messenger RNA, 1291 nt
Organism: Rosa rugosa (rugosa rose)
Lineage: Eukaryota; Viridiplantae; Streptophyta; Magnoliopsida; Rosales; Rosaceae
Exons: 6
Coding region: 109-1092 (327 amino acids)
Cellular component (GO): chloroplast thylakoid membrane; chloroplast envelope
Source: RefSeq, a predicted model, not a curated record
AGCAUAAGCCCUCGCCCUCCGAGUCCGAGCGGCAAGCGAAGUGAGGACUGAGCCGAAAUAAAUUGAAUUGAAUUGAAUUGAAUCAGUAGUAAACUAAACUUGUUGCUCAUGGCUUCUGCUUUGGCCACUUCCUUUGCUUCCCAAUUGCUCCCUCGCGCCCCACCCAAAGGUCUCCCUUUGCUUCGUCCCACAGUCGCACCUGUGUCUGUAGCUGUGAGAGUCCGAGCUAGCAGGCCGUUAUCCGCUGUGGCGGCGGCGAAGAGUAAUUCCAAUCCUCCGCCGACGACGAGCCCUAACAAAAGCAGUAAAGCAGCAGAAGAAGAAGGCGUUGAAGAAGUGGAAGAGGAUCUACCCUGGAUUCAAGAGAAGGCCUUGGACCUGGUGGAGUUCACCGGCUCUGUCACGCAGGCCAUUCCUGGACCCAGAGUUGGCACCAGCUCGCUCCCUUGGAUUUUGGCUCUUCCUCUCGCUUAUGCCGGUCUCACUUUUGUCAUCGCCGUUGUCAAGACCGUCAAAAAGUUCUCUUCCCCUCGACAUAAACGCAAGAAACUGGUCAAUAAAAAUGCUAUGCUAUGCAAAUCAAUAGACGAAAUGUUUCAGAAUGGCUCCGACCAAAUCACGCCUGAUGCCCUGAAACAACUCGUGCAAAAGACAGGUUUUGGCAUGGAGGAGAUUUUGCGCAAGUACAUCCGUUAUACUUUGAAUGAAAAGCCAUUCAACCCAGACAUGGUUUCCAAUUUAAUUCAGCUCAGGAAAGCUUCCUUAUUCGAUGAUUCUCAGGUGGCUGAAAUUCUAAAUGAAAUUUCAAGAAGAAUUGUGCGAGACAAAGGCCCAGUUGUAAUGGAUAUGGCAGGUUAUACUGAACGGGGUUUUAAAAGAAAAUUAGCCGUUCAAGCCCUAUUUGGAAAGGUGUUCUAUCUGUCAGAGCUCCCAGAGUUCUGUUCGAGGGAUAGCUCCUUAAUUGUCAAAGAAAUAUUUGGUGUUACAGAUGAAGAUGCAGACAGAUUACGGAUACAUACAGCCUCUGAAGCUGGGGAUAUAGAAUCACUAAAAAAAAAGUUUGAUGUUUCAGAUUCAGAAGAUGAGCCCUAGCUCUUCUUGGAUAAGGUGCAUCAUACCGAUGGAGUUCAGCUCAGAAAACAUUAGCCAUAUCAAAACGUUAUCUUUUUUUUCUUUGGUCUUUUCUCGGGAGCAUGUGGGCUUAAAAAAUUUUGUGGGAGCAUCUGUUUGAAUACCGUCACAUAAAGUGUGCAUCAACCGCAUUUUCAAAUAGACUAUGUUUGUUUUAUCA